Kogia breviceps (pygmy sperm whale) is the source of this 1673-nucleotide messenger RNA. It is a transcript of the gene OARD1, whose product is annotated as O-acyl-ADP-ribose deacylase 1. NCBI's taxonomy places the organism in Eukaryota, Metazoa, Chordata, Mammalia, Artiodactyla, Physeteridae. The record is from RefSeq and is a predicted model, not a curated record. Gene Ontology annotation, biological process: peptidyl-glutamate ADP-deribosylation.
AACCUUCAAACACCGCCCUGAGUAUAGUACCACGCAGGCGCCAACUAACUCCUUUGCCAACUGCCCUCCCCCGUCUGUGCGGCCCCUGGAGACACGCUCCUGGGGCUAAUGCGCAAGCGCCGUUCUACCCAACUCGCUGUCUCGUUACGCAUGCCCGGACGGCGGCUGGGUACUCUAGGGAAUUUACCACCGGAAGUUCGGCGGCCAUCACCAAAGAGUGCAGCUGAAGAAACACUUAAAUUCUGGAAAUAGCGACUCAGUAUCAUGGCUGGCAGCCCUAAUGAAGAUUCAGAAGGAAGCAGAAUUACUUAUGUGAAAGGAGACCUUUUUGCGUGCCCCAAAACAGACUCUUUAGCCCACUGUAUCAGUGAGGACUGUCGAAUGGGCGCUGGGAUAGCUGUCCACUUCAAGAAGAAAUUUGGAGGGGUGCAGGAACUGUUAAAUCAACAAAAAAAGUCUGGAGAAGUGGCUGUUCUGAAGAGAGAUGGGCGAUAUAUAUAUUACCUGAUUACUAAGAAAAGGGCUUCACACAAGCCAACUUACGAAAACUUACAGAAGAGUUUAGAGGCCAUGAAGUCCCAUUGUCUGAAGAAUGGAGUCACCGACCUCUCCAUGCCAAGGAUUGGAUGUGGUCUUGAUCGUCUGCAAUGGGAAAAUGUAUCUGCGAUGAUUGAGGAGGUCUUUGAGGCAACAGACAUCAGAAUUACUGUGUACACACUCUGAACAGAUGAGCAUUUUGGAUAUGUCUACCUUCUGUGUCAUCUGGGCCUUAGGACUGAGCAAACUGACCUUAAAAUGGUCAGAGGAAAGUUUCAUGUGAAGUAGUCUGUGUCACAGGCCAGACUUCGGUUGCUGUAUUCUCAUGAUUGGACUGGGACUCUGGAAGAGGGAUUGCUUGGGAAGUGUUGCUGGGAAUUUUUUUUUUUUUUCCAGGAAGGUAAGGCAUAGAUGGCCUGAUACUAGGUGGGGAAGCCAACUGUUGGGCCUAUGACCCCUGUUUUGCUAGGGGAUGCUACUUGAUUUGUUUGGGUUGCCACUAGGUGUCAGCAUUGCUUCUCCUCUGCUGUUGAAGAGAAAUUUCAGGAAGGAUGAACAUUUCAGUUAAUUUUGCAUUUUUUGUCAUUUGUGCACUUACCUGGUAUUAUCCUUAUGUCAUAAAAUUCAUCCUAGGAGAGAAAUACGGGUUCAGUUUUGUUUAAAUUACAAGAAGGAGUUUUAUGUUGUUAACAACAAGGAAUUUGUGGUGACAAGAAUGGAAAAAUAAAUAAAUUCUUGGGGGGGCGGGCAGUGAGGUUCUGUGCACAUGUCUGUGUUGUUCUGGACUUGGGUAAUGGAGGAUUCACCUGUAACUUAAUCCGAGGAGUCAGACAGAGGGUCCAGUACGAAGAGCAGCAAGGUGAGAAAUAAGACAUCAGAAUGGGCAAGAACUGUGGGUCAGCACACUGGGGAGGCAGGCUUUUGGAAUCUCCCUGUGGUGAACUCCUGCUCUCUUUUGUCCACCACAUAGGUUCUGUGAUCGAACCUGUCUGAAUUCAAUAAUAAAACAAAUAAAAUACUAUGUGAAAUGUGUGGCAAAGUUCUUAGUGUGGAGCAAUGACUGAAUAAAUCAAUAGUUCUCAACAAAACCCGUAUGAAUGUCCUUAAAAAAAAAUAAAGGUCCACUGCCUCCAAAA